UUUAAUGAUAUAAUAGCGUGAUUAGUUGAUAUGAUAUAGUCUUGCCAAUAUGCAGUUUUCUAGACAGUCUACAUGUUUCUUUUGUAAACACUGAAUAUGACCUUACAAAAAGGUAGCUUGUGCAAAUGGUACCUUGUAAUUUUUCAAAUGCUCUUUUGCAUUCGUACUGUCAUGACUGAGGGCAGCUUCCACAGCUAUAGCUGCAUAUGCUUGCAUGUUCCCUUCCCUUUCUUUGGAGAUGAAAUUCUGUAUUCUUUGAGAUGCCUAGGGAACUUUUAUCAUUGGAAUCUCUUUGGGAGCAGUAUUGUGUACUAAGGGAUCCAUGGACAAAGAGAGGUGAUCUAGUAGCUCAUUGCUGCCCAAAGAUGGAGGUCUUGACUACUCUCCACUUCCAAACACUUUUGCUUUAUCUCUUGUCUCACCAUGUGUUUGGCUGCUUUGUGAGCUGUUUGCAUUUGCUAGACUAGUGGAAAAAUAACUCGGCAACAACAAAAAAUGGAGUAUUUUCAGGUAUCCUACUUACUGGAGUCAUUUCAGAACUCGUAAGCCUCACAGAUUCUUCAGCCAGUUUAAGGAAGAGUUUGGAAGGGCAGGUACUACUUUUCUUUUUGCUACUUGAAUCUCUAGCUGACCUGUUUGUUUCAUUUCAGCUUCAAAGAUGUUUAGCUGUGUGAUUAAAUAGAUCUAAUGGAGAUCUGUUAUUUUUUGCUGACAGUCAUUCAAACUCACUUGCAUUGGCGUUCACAAUCAGAAACUGAAUCUAGUGAACCCUUGAUGUUGGUUAGUCUGACCUACUGCUUAGGUUCUCCAGCAGACAACGCUACUGGAGUUAAAUGCCAUCCAUGAGUAUUAAAAUGCAGUAGGUCAAAUUGACAACGACUUCAUUUUUCCAUGCAUUCACACUUAGACACCAGGAUGCUUAAACAAGUAUGAGCAUGAACAUGGGCAUGAAAGAUGCCUAGUAGAUGUGUUUAUCAGAUUAUUUCCCCUUUGCUUGAUAUUCAUACCUUCUUUGACAUCUGCUAGGGAAUUUCUGGAGAAUGCUCUCUUCUGGAGUGUGAAGUAUUUUGCCAUAUUUGUUUGAACUUCUAUAAUUUUUUUCAGUAAAGGAGUGUCAUACAAAGUUGUACCAUCUUCCACCAGCAGCUGCGAAAGGUGUAUCAUCUUGCCCUUUCAUGGCAAAAAUUUUCAAGUAGCUUUUUUGUAUUAGAUGCUAAACUCUUUAAUCACUGUAGUUAUUAAUGGCCGUGCCUCAUGAUUCCAGAGCCAGAAUUACAAACAGGAAGUAUCAUCUCAGUAAGUCCAAGUUAAGAAAAUCUGGAUGAUUUCUGGAUGAUGUCUUGAGAUCAAAAUUAUCUUCAUUGAUACCCUCCAUACCCUUUUCAGGGGUCUGGGUCAUUAUGUUUUAUUACAGAUAUAGAUUUUUUUUUUAAUUGGGUAGACUUGGAUAUGAUAGAGAAUCUUUAGAGCAACAGUUUUUUCUGUGAAGCACCACUAAUACAGUUGCAAUUAGUACAGUGCCUUGUUUCUAUGCAGCUUACUAGUUUGCCUAUACAAAGCAGGCUUCUGUGCAAUGUGGCAUUUGGGAGCUACAUUUGUAUGCUGGUAUUAGAAACCCCUCACAUAAAUAAGCUUAGGACCACAGUCGCUACAUAGGAGUAGUUAUAGUGUAGUACAGACUGCCUUGCUUUGCUAACAAAAUGGUUCCUGCUCUUUGUACACAUGGGUGGGAGCCAGCAUGGAUUCAAGGGAACAAUAAGGCUGAUGUAUAAUGUGAAUUAUAGUGCAUCCUGUAUGCUACAACUAUGCAGAGCUUACUAAAAAUGUUAUUUAGGAAGUACAUUAUCAAAUAUAUUCAAAGGUUUAUUAUGCUGCUAUUAUUAUUUUUGAGAAGGUGACUUUUAAAAUGUUGCAGUGCUCUACUUUAUCCAUUUGAGGGCAGCUGUUCACCGAUGUUAAGAACUGUGGAAAACCUGUCUGGGGGUUCUGCUUUUCGCAUUUUAAUCUUUGUAUACUUGCCAGUACUUCAUUUUACAAAGAUAUGUCUUCACUGGACCAGCCAAAAAAAAAAAAAGAGGAGAAGUCUUCUGGAUUCUUAAGUUUACAGUUAAUACUCCCUGAUGCUCUCAAACUACUAUUUUCAAAAUCAGGUUGUCAGGCACUUGAAUGCAUCUAAAUAAAGCGAUCUGAUUUCAAACAUGAUCUUCUGAUUAAAAUGACAGACAGGCACCUUUUCUAGGAGCAUCACUGGAUAUCAACCCCACUUCAUUUAGAAACAGGAUGUUAGAGAUAUGUAUUACAAAGCAUUAAAGCUCAAAUUUUCAUAGUUUCACAUUUGUCAAGGUUAUAUUAAAAAUACACCCUUCUAAAGAUAACUGCAGCAGAGUGGCUUGUAAAAAUUUACAUUUAGAGCUUAGAUUAGACUCUUAUGUGUAAUAAAUAAAAAAUAAGUGAUAUCUAGUAUAUGCAAUGUAUUCCUGACACUUCUAAGAUAGCCAGCCCUCUCAACUUUUGUUUUCCUGUUACUCCCCCUUGAUGCUUACAUUAGACUUUAUCAUACUUUCAGGCUAAGGACUUUUACUUAUUAAAUAUUUGUAGCUGUCCAGCAAAGCUUUGGGCCUUUAAACAUUACUGUGAGACAUACUUACAAUCAGUAAUGUGUAGCAAAUCUAAGACUAAAACAAAAUCAUGAUAUAUGGAAACAAAACUGGGCCAACAAGAUCUCAUCUGCUAGUGCAAAUGUUUUUUUCUGGAAGACAGUGAUAAAAAAGGGGGAAUGUAGGCAGAGAGAAAACCCAAAGCUUUUCCUGAUUGCUAUGGUAAAGUGUGAAAUCUAGCAUGGUAAUUUCAUAUGGGACCAAAAAAAAAAAAAAGACUUUAGUUUGCUUUGGCUUUGUCCACUUAGGAAGGGGACUGCACUAAAUGUGAACAUCACACCUUUUUUCAGCUAGAAGUGUGUCCCUGUGGAAGCACUCUAGAAUAGCUUGGAAGUUCCUGAGGGUAUCUCAAGCCACAGAAGAAGUAGGGCUGACAAUCAAGAGUUUUGUCUUUUCAGAAGUGUGAGAAUAACCUGUGACUGGAGAUGUGUGCUGUGAGUGGUGCUUGGAGGGCGCUGUACUUCAGUCUUGUCUGCUCCCCAAUUGUAUGUAAAUUUGUAAUUGGGCCAAGUUGUGCUGCUAUUUUGCACUUGGGUUAUGAGCUAAUAGUUAAAUUUAAAAAAAAACGAGGGGAAAAAAAGGAAGGGACAAGUAAACAUGUAAAGUAGAAAUGUACUAUGCUCUUAUCAACUAAUAAUGGCUGGUACUAAAGUAGGGUUUUGCCACACUGUCAAAUUCUCCUUUCAGCAAUUGCGCAAGGAAAUAAUCUUUCAAAAUUGAGUUUACUUCAACAGUUUCUCUUAACGUGCACACGCAGACAUUUCUGUAUGCAAUUAAACGAAAUAUUGAGUACUUAUUAAACUAUAGUCUGAGGUUUGCUUUGUACAAAAUACUGUAUCUGAUCUUGUGUUACAUACAUGCUAUUCAAAUGUCAAAUUAUAUAAAUAUAAAUACAUUUUAUUAACCUUCCCACUCUGGAAUGACAGAGACAGCAACUUGUACAUCAAAAAUGGAAAACAUUGACCUGUUGCUUCUUUUUGAAUGACACAUCAAUAGGGAUAUGUUGAGUUGAUCUUUUUUGGGUUUUUGGCUCUGUUCUUCACUUUAGUUAUUCAAAAUAGAAACAAAAGGCUAAUUUUUCUCCCUCUUUGGAGUGCUUCAGUGAAGUUUUCUUAUUUGAGUGAAUCUAAGAUCUCAAGAAACCUUUCCAAAGUCUUCCAGCCAAGUGAAAGCCUAAUAUUUGUUGUAUAAAAUAUGAAGUAAUUCAGGAUGAAAUUAUAAACUGUGAUCUAAUGAUAUUGCUGUUGAGUACAGGAGAAUGGUAAGCUGUUUUUUGGAGUUUAUAGGAUGAAGUAUGAACAAGAAAAUGUAAAGGGUCUUUUAGAAAAGAGUGUAUGUCUAAAGGUGCUUUAGAAUGGCAUUUGAAUAGAAUGGCAGAAAAGAAAAAAAACAAUCAGGGUUUGAAAAUAUUGUGCUACCCAGCAUUCCAUCAUAGCAUUUCUGUAUGCAACAUCUGAAAAGAUAUAAGGGUUUCUUGUUGUUCAUCUGAGAAAGAGAUAUUUUGUUGUAAGUGAAUGCUUACAGUAAUGUGUGUAUACUCAGUGAAGCAUUAUGGUUUUUCAUAGUUGUUGUUGUUUGUUUGUUUGUUCAUUUUUUAACUGUUCAACAAGCAAAUGUUUGCUCAGGGGAGGCCCUCUAUAUGCAAGUGAGACAUGCUUACAGCUUGGCUUUUAAAGGGGAAACAAAUGGUAAGUGGAGAUGCUAAUACAGGCGUAUUUUAAUGCUGUCUUUUUGUGAAGUUUCAGUGUUGUGCUUCAAGCAUUAAAGCACUACUACACUCCCUCUUUUGCCCUCGCAUAAUUAUACAGUUAAUUAUCUUUGCUGGGUUGUGCAUAAAGGAACUUGUAAGAUUUCUUAAUGGUCAUUUAUUCACUGUGUUUUGGACUGUACCUACUCAGUGCAUACAAGGGCUCUGAUGGCUUUCUGUGUCUCUUAUCAGCAAUUUAAUAAGACAUUUUCAUAGGCUUUUAUCGCUUUCUACUUAGUUUUGCUCAAAAAGGUUUUCAAGAUUUGAAUAUAUUUUUAAGAAACAUGUCCAGGUAUAGGGAUCGGAAAGGGAUUGGGGGAACCUAGAGGCAUUGUAGGAAAGCUAGUUUGAUCAAGAAAUUAUUUAAAAUGGAAGUAAACUAAUUGCGGGUAAUGUGAGUAAUAGACAUUGCUGUUCUAGCUUCAUUUGGUGGAGUAAAAGCUUUUUUCCUGGAAAAUGGCCCUAAGUCAGGUUUGUUGCGAAGAGCAGACAGCCCUUUCCCCCGCGUCCUUUGGGAGAUGCUGUUCUGGGAGAAGGAGCCCUCCUCCUUUCCAUCAGAGUGGCGGGUAGGCCUGAGCAAACUGGUACUCAAACCUGUGAUGGCCAGAGAAGGGAAGAAUGUUCAAGUACCAUUGCAGCCCUAGAGCCAAAACCCCCUGGAUCCUGCUCCCCCCCCAGCAGCAGGGAAGGGGAAGAGGUACAGCUGGGCUACCUGCACAUAAGUAAGGAGGGCCAGGAAGAAAGAGCUAAAAAUCACUGUAUAGGUGAAAAAUACGUUGAUAGCCUCUACUUUUAAUAAAAAAGCAUGUUUUGAGCCAAUACCUUAAUUUUAGGGGACUUUCUUUUUCUUUUCUGACAUGUUGUGUGUUGGGGUUUUUUUGUUUGUUUUGUUUUGUUUCCUUUUUUUAACAUAUUGUUUGUGGAGAUGGUGGUUGAGAAACAGCAAAGUCCAGGUCAGCUUUUUAGUCACUAGCUGUCAAAUUUAUUGGAAGUCCAGAAGUCUGCCUGGAGAGUGAUGGAGUUGAUCCUGCAGUAACACUGUUACUGUCUGAAGGUUGCAAUCUCCUUGGGUUCUUCUUCUGAAAGCACAAUGCCAACUUAUAAAAAAAUAAAUACCAAUAAAAAAAAAAAAAUCAUCUUUUAAAGCACAGGCAUAAGCACCUGUGGCUAUUAAAACUCCUGACAGUCAUGAUUUUCUUCUUCUUUUUCAAUCUGCGUAUCCUGUUUUGGAGAAGGGCUCCUCUGACAUUGCAGGGGAGGUUCCACCAGCUGUGUGACUGGCAGGCGCAGUCUGCCUGCCCCUUGGUAGUUUAAUUCCUGUCUAUACUAGGAUAGCUUGCACUUCACUGAGCAGCAGACAGGUCAGGACACUUGGCAGAAGGCUGAGAGACAAAGGCAGCAGGCUGCGGGGAGCCGAAUCACCAAUCUGAAACUUUUUUUUUAAAAAAAAAAGUCAUGCAACUCUAAAAGCAAAGUCUUUAGCAAUGUUCUUGCAUUAUUAGUAGACCUCACAAAGUAAGAACGAUAAAAUGUCCAAACCUGGGAAAACUGCCAUCAACCAUGGCUUGGUUCCUGUUGAUCUUAAAAGUGCCAAAGAACCUCUACCACACCAAACCGUGAUGAAGAUAUUUAGCAUCAGCAUCAUUGCACAAGGCCUGCCCUUCUGCCGUAGGCGGAUGAAGAGAAAGUUAGACCAUGGCUCCGAGGUCCGUUCUUUCUCUCUGGGAAAGAAACCCUGCAAAGUCUCAGAAUACACAAGUACUACGGGGCUGGUGCCAUGCUCUGCCACACCUACUACUUUUGGGGACCUGAGGGCAGCCAAUGGCCAGGGACAACAGCGUCGCCGCAUCACAUCUGUGCAGCCACCAACGGGCCUUCAGGAAUGGUUGAAAAUGUUUCAGAGCUGGAGUGGACCAGAGAAGUUACUUGCUUUAGAUGAACUGAUUGAUAGUUGUGAACCAACACAAGUAAAACACAUGAUGCAAGUGAUAGAGCCCCAGUUUCAAAGAGACUUCAUUUCCUUGCUCCCAAAAGAGCUGGCACUGUAUGUGCUGUCAUUCCUGGAACCCAGGGACCUUCUGCAGGCAGCCCAGACAUGUCGUUACUGGAGAAUUCUGGCCGAAGAUAAUCUUCUCUGGAGAGAGAAAUGCAAAGAGGAGGGGAUUGAUGAGCCAUUACAUAUCAAGCGGAGGAAAGUAAUCAAACCAGGCUUUAUACACAGUCCGUGGAAAAGCGCCUACAUUAGACAACACAGGAUUGAUACCAACUGGCGGCGAGGAGAACUGAAAUCGCCUAAGGUGCUCAAGGGCCACGAUGACCACGUGAUCACUUGCCUUCAGUUCUGCGGGAACCGAAUAGUGAGUGGCUCUGAUGACAACACGCUGAAAGUGUGGUCGGCGGUGACAGGCAAGUGUUUGAGAACAUUGGUUGGGCACACAGGCGGAGUCUGGUCAUCACAGAUGAGGGACAACAUCAUCAUCAGUGGAUCUACAGACCGAACGUUGAAAGUCUGGAACGCUGAGACUGGCGAGUGUAUCCACACCCUGUACGGACACACCUCUACUGUGCGCUGCAUGCAUCUCCACGAGAAGAGAGUGGUCAGUGGGUCACGAGAUGCUACACUGAGAGUUUGGGACAUAGAGACGGGCCAGUGUUUACACGUUCUGAUGGGCCACGUAGCUGCAGUUCGGUGCGUUCAGUAUGACGGCAGAAGGGUUGUAAGUGGUGCAUAUGAUUUUAUGGUCAAAGUGUGGGAUCCGGAGACAGAGACCUGUCUGCACACGCUGCAAGGGCAUACUAACAGAGUCUACUCAUUACAGUUUGAUGGUGUCCAUGUGGUGAGUGGAUCUCUCGACACUUCCAUCCGGGUUUGGGAUGUGGAGACGGGCAACUGCAUUCACACACUGACAGGCCACCAGUCUCUCACCAGUGGAAUGGAACUCAAGGACAAUAUACUCGUGUCUGGGAAUGCCGAUUCUACAGUCAAAAUCUGGGACAUUAAAACAGGACAAUGUUUACAGACAUUGCAAGGUCCCAACAAGCAUCAGAGUGCUGUGACCUGUUUACAGUUCAACAAGAACUUUGUAAUUACCAGCUCAGAUGAUGGGACUGUAAAACUUUGGGACUUGAAAACGGGUGAAUUUAUCCGAAAUUUAGUCACAUUGGAGAGCGGGGGAAGUGGAGGCGUCGUGUGGCGGAUCAGAGCUUCUAACACAAAGCUGGUGUGUGCAGUUGGAAGCCGCAACGGGACUGAGGAAACAAAGCUGCUGGUGUUGGACUUUGACGUGGAUAUGAAGUGAAGGGCAGAAAGAUGAAUUUGUCCAAACGUGUAGACGAUGUUCUCCUUUCCCUCCCCCUGAAAAAAAAAAAGAAAAAAAAAGAAAAAAAGAAAAAGGAAAAAAAUCCCUUGUCCUUGGUGGUGCAGGAUGUUGGCUUGGGGCAGCAGAUCCUAAAGACCUACAGACUACGAAGGAGAAGACAAAGAUGACAAACUAUAAGUGACAAGAGAGGCAUUUGCUGUCUCGUCACAUAAAAAGGCUACACUUUUGACCGGGGCAGCUUUGCAAAAAUACGACUUUGGAAAUGAAACCAGGUGCAAUUUUUUCUUUACUUUCCUCCAACUGCUCUUGGAGCACUUUGGAGGCAAAAAAAAAAAAAAAAAAGUUACCGUUCUUGUUAACAGGUUGUUUUACCACAAAGCUCUUGAAAGAAGCUGCCCGGGCAAGUCUGCUGGCGCAGCCCCGGGCCAGCAGGUCCCGGCAGCCCCUCCAAGCAACGCGCUCUCCCCCAGCCCCACUGGGGCAGGGGCUGGAGCGGACGCCCUCCAGCCGGCCCUUCCAACCUCUACCAGCAGUCACUGGUUGACUUUCAAAAACUAGAGAGCAUCUGUAAUGAAAACACAAAAACAAAGAGUCCAUUCCUGGUGUGGAAAAGCUAAAAUAUUACUGUGAAUUGUUUUGUACAGUUUUAUCAGAGCUUUUUCUUUUUUUUUCUUUUAUUCCUCUUUUUUUUUGCCAACCAUUGCCAAUGUCAAUCACAGUAUUAGCCUCUGUUUAUCUACUUACUGUUGCUUCCAUCUACACUCUUCAACACAUAAGUUGCUCUGAGGUGGCAAGUUGUCCUGGGUUUUGAGAGUCCUCUGAUGGAUUUAAUUCGCAAUGCUGGUGCUAGAAGUAGGUCUUCAAUUACGGGAUUGUUGUCCCACCCCUGUACUGUAUUCCCAGUGGCCAAACUUAUUUAUGCUGCUAAAUGAAAGAAAGAAAAGCAAAUUAUUUUUUUUUAAUUUUUUUUCUGCUGUGACGUUUUAGUCCCAGACUGAAUUCCAAAUUUGCUCUAGUUUGGUUACAGAAAAAGACUUUUUGCCACUGAAACUUGAGCCAACUGUGCCUCUAAGAGGCUGAGAGUGGAAGAGUUUCAGACAAUUAAGAGUGAAGUUUGCCUGCAAAUAAAGAAUUGAGUGUGUGUGCAAAGCUUAUUUUCUUUUUUUCUGGGCAAAAAUUAAAACACAUUCCUUAGAACAAAGCUAUUGCAGCCUGUUCUGUGGGGAAAUUUUUCUUUGUGAGGGCUGUGGUGAAUGGAAUGAACAUACAUUAAAAAAAAACUGACAAAAUUUUUAAAAAAUAUUAUAAAAUACAAAAAUGAAAAUAAAGUUGCUGGUCAGUCUUAGUGUUUUACAGUAUUUGAGGAAAAAAAAACAACAGCUGUUACAGUUAUUGCUGGGAGGAACUGACAGAGCAAAAACUUCGGUUUUUGUAAACAUGUCACAUGAAACAAAAUGAGAAAGGAAAGAGUCAAAUGGUUUGCCUCAUUCUCCAAGAGCCACAACUCAAGCUGAACUGUGAAAGUGGUUUAACACUGUAUCCUAGGCGAUCUUUUUUCCUCCUUUUUUUUUUGUUUUAUUUAUAGUCUGAUUUAAAACAAUCAGAUUCCAGUUGGUUAAUUUUAGUUAUGUAACAACCUGACAUGUUGGAGGAAAACAACCUUUAAAGGGAUUGUGUCUAUGGUUUGAUUCACUUAGAAAUUUUAUUUUCUUAUAACUUAAGUGCAAUAAAAUGUGUUUUUUCAUGUUA
Columba livia (rock pigeon) is the source of this 9473-nucleotide messenger RNA. RefSeq names its product F-box and WD repeat domain containing 7 (gene FBXW7). The transcript is spliced from 11 exons. Bases 5934 to 7703 code for a protein of 589 amino acids. Gene Ontology annotation, molecular function: protein binding. The record is from RefSeq and is a predicted model, not a curated record. NCBI's taxonomy places the organism in Eukaryota, Metazoa, Chordata, Aves, Columbiformes, Columbidae.